This is a messenger RNA of Penaeus indicus, 918 nucleotides long. Its product is annotated as keratin, type I cytoskeletal 9-like. The record is from RefSeq and is a predicted model, not a curated record. The coding region runs from base 1 to 918 and encodes 305 amino acids. Lineage: Eukaryota; Metazoa; Arthropoda; Malacostraca; Decapoda; Penaeidae. The transcript is spliced from 4 exons.
AUGCUACGUUCUAAUCAAGACUUAUACAGUCUACAACGAAUUUCGGAAUUAGAAUACGCGGAUGGCAAUGGAGCCCUUGGUCACUUAUUCAAUAAUUUCACGAAUGCCUGCAACCGAUUCGGUCUAACGGUGAAUAUUGAGAAGACCAGAUUCCUUGCCCAGCCGGCUCUAGGAUUGCCAAUACUUCCACGCCACACCUUGUAUAGCGAGUUGACCACUGGAAAAACGCGUGAACGCCCUUUACAAAGAGACAAAGAUCAGCUGAAGUCGUACUUGAAAGUAUGUAGUAAUGGAAAACAGGAGACAACAGAGAAGGGCUCCCCUUUUUCAGAAGCAAUAACAUGCAGUUUCUAUAACCGCAAAUUGCGUGGAUUCAGCGGCGGAAACGGAGGAAUCGGAGGCGGAGCUGGUGUAGUCGCCGGUGGAUUCGGGGGAAAUGGAGGCGCUGGAUUCAAUGGCGGCCACGGAUUUGGUGGAAAUGGAGGCGCUGUAGUUAGUGGCGGAAGCGGAUUUGGAGGAGCUCAUGGUGUAGGAGGAAAUGUCGGAGGUGGAGCUGGAGGAGGAUUUGGAGGUGUAACUGGUGGCGCUGGCGGUUACAGCGCAGGUAAUGGUGGAUUUGGAGGUGGAAAUGGCGGUUUUGGCGCAGCUACUAGUGGUGUUGGAGGCGGAAAUGGCGGUUUUGGUGCAGGUAAUGGCGGUUUUGGCGGUGGAAAUAUCGGCUUUGUCGCAGGUAGUGGAGGUUUUGGCGGUGGCAACGGCGGAAUUGUUGGAAGCAGUGCCAGCUUUGGAGGUGUUGGCGGGGGUAAUGGAGACUGCAGAAAUAUAGUUUUACCGAAGGAUGUUGCGCCCCCUUACACUGACCGAUUGUCCAAUGAGAAGAUCCUCAGAAAAAAAUCGGAGAAGAACGCGACCGUCUAG